AUGAAACUCGCGAGAACAGGCGAUAUCUCCUCCUCUCCAGACACGGUUGGCGUGUGCGUGUACCAAUACCCGAUGCCACGUCUUCACAACUGCGAAGAAGUGAUGGAAAACGUUGGAAAAAUAUGCGAGCUCGUCAAAGGUAUGAAACAAGGUUUGCCGGGAAUGGAUAUGAUUGUCUUUCCGGAAUAUUCCACGCAAGGCAUCAUGUACGAUAAAGACGAGUGCUUCGCAACCGCGGUGUCAAUACCGGGGCCAGAAACGGACGCGUUUUCAAAAGUGUGUAAAGAAACGAAGGUCUGGGGGGUGUUUUCGCUCACCGGGGAACGACACGAAGAGCACCCGAAGAAGCAGCCGUACAACACGUUAGUUCUCAUCAACGAUGAAGGUGAGAUUGUCCAGAAAUACAGAAAAAUUUUACCGUGGUGCCCAAUCGAAGGGUGGUACCCAGGCGAUGAGGUCCACGUGUGCGAAGGCCCGAAGGGAAUGAAAGUAUCCCUGAUUAUUUGUGACGACGGCAACUAUCCAGAAAUCUGUGAGUUUUCUUCUUUGGUUUCCACAUUUUGGAUGACGACUAAUAUUUUUUUUUCUAUUAUAGGGAGAGAGUGCGCGAUGAAAGGCGCCGAGCUCGUCGUUCGUUGUCAAGGGUACAUGUAUCCGGCCAAGGAGCAACAAGUGAUGGUGGCGAAAACGAUGGCGUGGAUGAAUAACGUCUACGUCGCGGUCGCAAACGCGUCUGGAAGCGACGGCGUGUACACGUACUUCGGGCACUCCGCGAUUGUGGGCAACGACGGACGAACGUUAGGCGAAUGCGGCACUGAAACAAACGGCGUGAACUACGCGCAGCUCUCCAUCUCCGGCAUACGCGACGCCCGUAAAAACGAUCAAUCUCAAAAUCACUUAUUCAAACUUCUUCACCGAGGGUACACCGGCGUGUACAAUUCCGGCGACGGCGAUAAAGGCGUCGCCAAGUGCCCGUUUUCGUUUUACGAAACGUGGGUGAACAAUCCCGAACUCGCGCAAAAACAAGUCGAAGAUAUGACGAGAAGUACCAUCGGCGUGCACUGCUGCCCGGUGUAUAAUCUUCCCACGCAAGAUAGAGAGACGCACACGCACUCCAUGGAGGAAGAUCUGGCGUGA
This is a messenger RNA of Bathycoccus prasinos, 1137 nucleotides long. Its product is annotated as acylamide amidohydrolase. The transcript has a single exon. Lineage: Eukaryota; Viridiplantae; Chlorophyta; Mamiellophyceae; Mamiellales; Bathycoccaceae. Gene Ontology annotation, molecular function: hydrolase activity, acting on carbon-nitrogen (but not peptide) bonds, in linear amides. The record is from RefSeq and is a predicted model, not a curated record. Bases 1 to 1137 code for a protein of 378 amino acids.